AUGGCUAGGCUGCCAGGGUAUUUACAAUUGGAGGAUGCCAGGAUAGCAAGGAAGGCAGAAAACGACAAACACAAGGCUAAGAAGGCCGAGGAUACAACAGAGCGGUACAACAGAAACCAGGAUCGGGCCCCUUUCAGAGGGUUGCCCCCGAGGGUGCCUCCUCACCAGUCAGAAGGACCACCUCGCCAGCAGCGCACUGUGAAUGAGGUCAAUCGUUUUGAUGAGUAUACCCCCUUGAACAAAUCUCCGGAGGAGAUAUUUCAUUUAAUCAAAAAUCAGCUGUUUUUCCGGGCACCCGGCACUUAUCGGGAUGGGCAGCCACAACAGGGCCCUAAUAAUAAAUUGUGUGAAUACCAUAAUGCUUAUGGGCAUUACACCAAGCACUGCGGACAUCUCAAACAUCAGUUGGAGUUUCUGGUGCGCCAGGGUAACUUAGAUCAGUUCAUAGCCAAAAGAAACGAGGAUCAGGUUCAGAGACCAGAGCAGAGAAAUGAGCCCCGACAGGAUCAGGGGAAUAACAGGGAUCGUAGACAAGAGGAAAAUCGGGAUAACCGCAGAGGAGGAGCAGAGGGUCGGGUACCUCCCUUCCCAUACCGAAGAGAAGUACACAUGAUCUUUGGGGAAAAUGGGACACCUACAUCCAACAGGGCCAAGAAACAGGUUUCACGUGCAGUAAAUUCCGAGUAUUAUCCCAAGCAAGUUAUGGAGAUUACGGGCGCCGCAGAAGAGCCGAUCAUCAGUUUCGGGGCAGAGGACCUGCGAACGCUUAUGUAUCCACAUGACGAUGCGCUGGUUAUUACGGCAGACAUAGCCGGUUGCAUUGUUCAUCGCGUCUUCGUAGACUCGGGCAGUGCAGUGAAUAUUUUAUAUCUGGAGUGCCUCCAGAACAUGGGAGUUGAAGCCCACAUUGAACCAACAAACGCCCCGUUAUUCGGGUUCGGGAGAGAAAUGGUCAUGUCAAUAGGUUUUGUGGAGUUGUCGUUAAGCCUCGGCAAUGCGGAUGCCAGCAAGACCAAGGUAAUACAAUUCCUGGUAGUGGAUAUGCCAAAACCAUCCUACAAUGUGAUACUUGGCCGACCUGCCCUGACGACGUUCAGGGCAAUCAUCUCCAUGUUCCACCUGAAGAUGAAAUUCCCCAUCGGAGGGGGAAGAGUGGGAGAAGUAUGGGGUGACCAAAAAAUGUCGAAAGCAUGCCAUGUACAGAUGCUUACACACUCCUCGGGGCAGAAAAGGGAAAGAAUAACAGAGGGACCAGAUACCCGGAAAAAGGGAAAGGUGGGCGAAAUCACCGCUCCAGUAGAGGAGCGUCAGGAGUUGGCGGAAUUGUUAAAUGACCGGGAUAGUACAGAGAAAUCCGCGCUGGUCUCCACCAGCGAUGUAUGUAAUAUGAUAGAAUUAUUUCCUGGGCGAGAGGGUUUCCAGACCAAGAUUGGAUCUUCUAUGAACAACCAAGCCAGAGAGGAGCUAAUUAGCUGCCUGCGGAGAAAUACGGAUGUAUUUACCUUCAGCACGGCUGAUCUGAAGGGAAUAGAUAGAGGAUUGGCGGAACAUUGCCUUAAUGUGGAUCCGAAGGUUAAACCAGUGAAACAGCGAACAAGGUAUUUCGAUGCCGAGAAAGAUGCCGCGAUCAGGGAGCAGGUUCAGGGGUUGUUGGAUGCGGGCCAUAUUGAAGAAGUCCAAUAUCCAGAGUGGAUAUCAAAUGCUGUGAUGGUGGCAAAAAAGACGAAUAGUUGGCGUAUGUGCGUGGAUUACAGGGAUCUCAAUGCCGCCUGCCCCAAAGACCAUUAUCCUCUGCUGAGGAUUGAUCAAUUAGUAGAUUCCACAUCGGUCUGCGCGCUAUUGUCCAUGAUGGACGCAUACCAGGGAUACCACCAAGUAAAAAUGAACAGAGGGGACAUCGCUAAAACGGCUUUCGCCGUCUGCUAUGGGGUUUACGGUUGGAAAAGUAUGCCAUUCGGCUUGAAAAAUGCGGGGGCUACGUACCAGCGAAUGAUGGAAAAAAAUUUUAAAGAACAGCUUGCAAAGAAUAUAUCAGUUUAUGUGGAUGAUAUGCUUGUACGCAGCGUCAGAGCGGAGGACCAUGUCUCUGACCUGGAGGAGGUUUUCACGGUGAUCAAAAAACACCGGCUCAUGCUCAACCCAGCAAAGUGUACCUUUGGAGUCACCACGGGAAGGUUCUUGGGAUACAAAGUUACUCCUGCGGGAAUCGAAGUCAAUACAGAUAAGGUCAAGGCUAUCAUGGAUAUGACCCCACCCAGAGGAAUCAAGGAAGUGCAGACUCUGAACGGGCGAAUCACUGCUCUGAGUAGGUUCAUCUCGCGAACAGCGAAACGCAGCAUGCCAUUCUUUAAAAUUCUGAGGAAGGGAACCAAAUUUCAGUGGACAGCGGAAUGCCGGAUGGUAUUUGAGGAUCUCAAGGUUUACCUAGCGGAACUCCCGACUCUGACUAAGCUAGUCCCGGGGGAGGUAUUAUACUUGUACAUAGCAGUGGGGGAGGAAUCUGUCAGCUCUGUGCUCAUCAGAGAAGAGGGGAAUCACCAAAGGCCAAUCUACUUUGUCAGCAGGAUCAUCCAGGGCCCCGAAUUAAAUUACACGGAAAUCGAAAAGGCUGCUCUGGCGGUCAUGGUCACAGCGCGGAAAUUGAGGCCAUACUUUUUAUCACAUCGGGUUGUGGUGCGCACUGCUUUGCCCUUUAGACAGGUGCUAGGGAGACCGGAUCUAUCUGGGAGAAUGGUCAAGUGGGCCGUGGAAUUGGGGGAAUAUGACGUGGAGUACGAGCCAAGAACGGCUAUCAAGGCACAAGCUCUGGCAGACUUUAUCCAGGAGACUACUCAUCGCCCCGUGCAGGAGUUCUGGAUCGCUUUUGUGGAUGGAUCAGUCACCAAGGAAGGGUGCGGAAUUGGAGUAUACAUCAUCUCUCCAAGCUCGGAAGUAUAUCAAUUCGCCAUCAAAUUCACUUGCAGGAUGUCCAACAAUGAGGCCGAGUAUGAGGCCGUGGUCAGAGGAGCACAUAUCUUGUUAGAAUUACAGGCUGAAUGUGUUAUAAUCAGAACCGACUCUCAGUUGGUAGCUCAGCAAUUUUCAGGGAGUUAUCACAUUAAGGACCACAAGAUGAAAGCAUAUCGCUGCAAGAUCAAUGAAAUGAAGCAAAAGUUUAUGGAGUUUAAAAUCGAACAGAUUUCCAGAGAAGAGAAUACAAAGGCAGAUUUACUAAUACGAAUGGCCAGCGCCGUGGAACAGACUUGGAAUGACGAGAUCACGCUACUCUGUGAUACCAGAGAAAUGGGGACUUCACAAGUUUUCUCAGUGGAAAUUCGGGAUGAUUGGCGGGCCCCAAUUAUACACUUUCUUAAGACAGGGGAACAGCUGAGCAAAGAAUCUAAUCAGAGGGCUCGAUACGAGAAUUAUUGUUUGAUUAACGAUCAACUGUACAAGCGAUCUUUUACCCAGCCCUUAUUAAAAUGCUUAUCCCCUGAAUAA
This is a messenger RNA of Salvia miltiorrhiza (redroot sage), 3480 nucleotides long. RefSeq lists its product as uncharacterized. The transcript has a single exon. The record is from RefSeq and is a predicted model, not a curated record. Lineage: Eukaryota; Viridiplantae; Streptophyta; Magnoliopsida; Lamiales; Lamiaceae. Gene Ontology annotation, molecular function: nucleic acid binding; RNA-DNA hybrid ribonuclease activity. Bases 1 to 3480 code for a protein of 1159 amino acids.